AUGAACAUUUUCAUUGCAAGUGCAACAUUAUUUUUUAUUUUUACUUAUUUGUGGCUUAAAAAGCGUCGAAAUUAUUGGAAUAUUCGUGGAUUUCCAUCAGCUGAACUUAUUUUUCCAUUUGGAUCAUUGAAGGGAAUCGGAACUGAGAAAUCUUUGUGUAUUGGACUUGAUGAAUUUUAUAAAAAGUUUAAAGGCAAAGGUCCCGCAGUUGGAUUGUUUUAUUUUGUGAAACCAAUGCUUAUGCCAAUUGAUCCCAAGUUGAUAAAAAAUAUUUUGAUUACAAACUUCGAUUGCUUUCAAGAUCGAUUGAUUUAUUAUAACAAAGAAGACGAUCCAAUCUCAGCGCAUUUAUUAGCACUUGAAGCAAAUAAAAAGAACGUCAUCAAGUUUUUCUACAACACAUUUAAACAUAACUUGGAAUAUCGUGAACGAAAUAAUAUUGUGAGAAAAGAUUUCCUGCAGAUUCUUCUCGAUUUGAAAAAGUCAGCGUCUUUGACUGUGUCGGAAAUGGCUGCUGAGAGCUUCAUAUUCUUCCUGGGUGGUUUCGAAACCUCCAGUUCCCUUUCAGUCUUUGCGAUUUAUGAACUCGCACUUAACGUUGAGAUUCAAGAAAAUCUUCGAAAUGAAUUGAAGGUGGAAAUUGAGAAGAAUGAUGGAAAACUGACUUAUGAUCUUUUGUUUCAAUUGAAAUUUCUCGACAUGGUAAUGAACGAAACGUUGAGAAAAUAUCCACCAGCUUUCAUCAUAACGAGAAACAGCACGAAAGAUUUUAAAAUACCAGAAACUGAAAUGGUCAUACCAGCAAAUACCGACAUAAACAUUAAUGUUUUAUCGAUUCAUCGCGAUCCGGAAUAUUAUCCUGAGCCGGAAAAGUUUGAUCCGGAAAGAUUUACGAGCGAAAAUAUCAGAAAUCGAAAACCAUUUACAUUUAUUCCCUUUGGUGAUGGACCUCGAAAAUGUAUUGGAGGAAGAUUUGGAAUGCUUCAAGCAAAGCUAGGAAUCGUGAAAUUAAUUCUUAAUUUCGAAUUCUUGCCAUGUGGUCAAACAACAAUCCCAAUGAAGUUCUCACCACCAGCGCUUUUCCUUUCACCCGCUGAUAGGAUGUGGUUGCGUGUGAGAAGACUUUAA
Messenger RNA from Clunio marinus, 1128 nucleotides. The record is from the annotation of a GenBank genome assembly. NCBI's taxonomy places the organism in Eukaryota, Metazoa, Arthropoda, Insecta, Diptera, Chironomidae.